Molecule: messenger RNA, 1596 nt
Organism: Hibiscus syriacus
Lineage: Eukaryota; Viridiplantae; Streptophyta; Magnoliopsida; Malvales; Malvaceae
Exons: 17
Coding region: 1-1596 (531 amino acids)
Source: RefSeq, a predicted model, not a curated record
AUGUCAUGGAUAAGAACGGCGGUUAGUAGAGCGGUGGAAGCAGGCGGGAAGAAUGCCCUGAGGCGCACCGUAUUGAGUGUUGCCGGUUCCGUCGUCUUCGGUGGAGCCAGGAUGAUCCAUAAACGCGUUGCGGCGAAGAAAAUGCAGAGUCUUCGAAUAACGGUAAAGAGACUUGAAGAAGUUUCGGUAUCAUGUAAAGGAGUUGAAAGGGCUCAACUUCUAAGACGAUGCUGCGGCACUACUGCUAAAGAUAAUAUCAUUAGCAGUGCUAAUGAUAAUGACGACACUGUGGAUAAGUUUUCUUUCGAAGAGAUCAAGGAUUCAACCCCAAAGCCAACUUUGGUGUAUUACUAUGACCCUGAGAUUGGAGAACCAAUGAAUUUUCGGGAGGUUUUUCUGUAUAGUCAAGCUCUCGAAGGGAUGGCAUUGUCAAUGAUUCAUGAUGCACCAAAUGAGGAAGAGGUUUCGCUAUUUAUGGAAAUACUUAGGAUCUGUAUUGCAGGAGGGAAGGAAGUUCAUGAGACAGUAAUGAGCAACAUAAUGAACUUAGCAGUGGCAUUCUCAAACUAUCAGGAGGAAGUAUUGAUAAAACGAGAAGAAUUGCUCCAAUAUGCUCAAGCUGCAAUUAAAGGGCUCAAAAUAAAUGUUGGUCUUGCAAGAAUAGAUGCCGAGGCCUGCAGUCUAAAGGAAAAACUUGGGGAAAUGAUGGCACUCCUGAACUCUUCAAGUGAAGGUCAUGGAGAACUUUCUGAAAAACAAACUGCUGCAAAGAUAGAGGCUCUUAAGGAAGCUCUUGGCUUUAUCGGGCUAUAUUCCAGAUUGGAGGCACUAUUACUCAAGAAAAAAUCUUUAACCAAUGGGGAUACUCCAGAACUUCAUGCUGAAAAGGUCGAUAAAUUAAAAGUUUUAUCAGAAUCUCUCGUUAACUCAACAUCAAAGGCUGGAAGGCGCAUUUCAGAGCAAAGGGUUCAGAAAGAAGAAGCAAUUAGCUUUCGUCUUGCUAAAGCCAACGAAGUCAGCCAACAAGAGAAGGAACUGGAAGCUGGGAUUCUAGAUCUUGAGAAGCACAAAACUGAACUUGAAGCUGAACUUAGAAAGGUCAAUGCAUCACUUGUCUGUGCUCGUAUACGCCUUCGCAAUGCCAGGGAAGAGCGAGAGCAAUUUGAUGUUGCCAGUAACCAGAUUCUAUCACAACUAGCAUCAAAGGAAGAGGAAAUAUCGAAAUCGAUUGCUUCAUGCCAAGUAGAAGCAGACGUUGUUAAUGUGUGGAUUCAUUUUCUGGAAGAUACAUGGAAUCUUCAAACCACCUACCUUAAGCAAAAGGAGAAGCAGGUCAUUGGUGAACUAGAGAGAUAUGGAGAAUAUUUUGUGAAUCUGGUCACUCACCUUCUAACUGCUUACAAGGAACAACUCAGACCUUCCCUGACAAGAAUUGGGCAACUGGUGGAGACCUUGGCCUCAACUGAAAGGUCAGGAGAAACAGCUAAUCUUAACCAAAGAAGAAGUCUUGAAGAAGAAUAUUUGAGCCUUGAAUCCAAAGUAUGUAUCAAUCUCAUCCAGAACAUAUAUAUAUAUAUAUAUAUAUAUAUGAGUUAG